Mus musculus (house mouse) is the source of this 3436-nucleotide messenger RNA. It is a transcript of the gene Zfp384, whose product is annotated as zinc finger protein 384. Lineage: Eukaryota; Metazoa; Chordata; Mammalia; Rodentia; Muridae. The transcript has 12 exons. The record is from RefSeq and is a predicted model, not a curated record. The coding region runs from base 880 to 2292 and encodes 470 amino acids. Gene Ontology annotation, molecular function: sequence-specific double-stranded DNA binding. Gene Ontology annotation, cellular component: nucleus.
UGUCCCGGAACCGGAAGUGGCGGCGGUGGAGGAGCGGGCGCUGAGGAGGAAUGGGGGGGGUUUAGGGGGCGGGUGCCUGUCUAGUGGGUGGCAGAGUUCAGCUCCCUGGAGGGGUGAAGGAGGGACGUCCCAGAGACCGGUCUUUGAGGAAGGAGUGGGACUUGACAUCGGGAGGAAGGACCGGGUUCGGUGUCUCGGGGGAGCGAAGGUUUUAGGGGGACAGCUGGGAGCCUCCAGUAUAUAGACCACUGAAGGUUGAAGGAAGUACUUCUUGGCACAAGGCCUUGGAAAGUUCAGGAGCCCUGGAAAGGAGAAGGAAUAAGACGACAGGAGGAAGAGAGAGAGAGGGUAGAAUGGAAGAGUCUCACUUCAAUUCUAACCCGUACUUCUGGCCUUCUAUCCCCACAGUCUCAGGGCAGAUUGAAAACACUAUGUUCAUCAACAAGAUGAAGGAUCAGCUGUUGCCAGAGAAGGGCUGUGGACUGGCGCCACCUCACUAUCCCACUUUGCUAACUGUCCCUGCCUCAGUGUCCCUGUCCUCUGGCAUCAGCAUGGACACAGAGUCCAAGUCAGAACAGCUGACCCCACACAGUCAGGCAUCUGUUACCCAGAAUAUCACAGUGGUUCCUGUACCAUCUACAGGACUCAUGACUGCGGCAAUGUGCUAGGCAUUGUGGGGGAUACAAAGAAGUAGAAGAUGCGGUCCCUGCCUUUGAGGAGGUGACAUUCUUUCCUUCUCUGAAUCAAGGAGUCUCCUGUUCUCAGAGGUGGAGAAGAGAAGGGAGUCAAUCAAGGGGUCCUGGUUUGGUAAUCACAUCCCCGUCAGGCUCUCUUGUGACCACAGCCUCCGCAGCUCAGACUUUCCCUAUUUCGGCUCCCAUGAUUGUCUCAGCUCUUCCCCCGGGCUCGCAAGCCCUACAGGUGGUCCCUGACCUCUCCAAGAAGGUAGCGUCAACCCUAACUGAGGAAGGAGGCGGAGGUGGUGGUGGAGGUGGCACUGUGGCUCCUCCUAAACCUCCUCGGGGCCGCAAGAAGAAGCGGAUGCUGGAGUCAGGGCUUCCUGAGAUGAAUGACCCUUACGUCCUUGCCCCUGGGGAUGACGAUGACCAUCAGAAAGAUGGCAAGACCUACAGGAGCGAAGGGAACUGCGGCACAGGAAAUGGACAGAGCCUUGGGCUCAUGGAUUCAGUUCCCGGCUCCACCACGAACUUGCUGUGUGACCCUGGGUGCCGGAUGUGCUCCCUGACCUUCUACUCCAAGUCGGAGAUGCAGAUCCACUCCAAGUCACACACCGAGACCAAGCCCCACAAGUGCCCGCACUGCUCCAAGACCUUCGCCAACAGCUCCUACCUGGCCCAGCACAUCCGGAUCCACUCAGGGGCCAAGCCCUAUAGUUGUAACUUCUGUGAGAAAUCCUUCCGCCAGCUCUCACAUCUGCAGCAGCACACCCGGAUUCACUCCAAGAUGCACACGGAGACCAUCAAGCCCCACAAGUGCCCGCACUGCUCCAAGACCUUCGCCAACACCUCCUACCUGGCUCAGCACCUCCGUAUCCACUCAGGGGCCAAGCCCUACAACUGCUCCUACUGCCAGAAGGCCUUCCGCCAGCUCUCCCACCUCCAGCAGCACACACGAAUCCACACUGGUGAUAGACCAUACAAAUGUGCACACCCGGGCUGUGAGAAGGCUUUCACACAACUCUCCAAUCUGCAGUCUCACAGACGGCAGCACAACAAAGAUAAACCCUUCAAGUGCCACAACUGUCACCGAGCAUAUACAGACGCAGCCUCUCUCGAGGCUCACUUAUCUACACACACAGUGAAACACGCCAAGGUUUAUACCUGCACAAUCUGCAGUCGGGCAUAUACAUCAGAAACAUACCUUAUGAAACAUAUGCGCAAACACAACCCUCCUGAUCUUCAACAGCAAGUGCAAGCAGCGGCAGCAGCAGCAGCGGUGGCCCAGGCCCAGGCCCAGGCUCAGGCCCAAGCUCAAGCCCAGGCCCAAGCUCAAGCCCAGGCCCAAGCUCAAGCCCAGGCCCAGGCCCAGGCCCAGGCCCAGGCUUCACAGGCGUCACAGCAGCAGCAGCAGCAGCAGCCACCGCCACAACCACCACACUUCCAGUCCCCUGGGGCAGCUCCCCAGGGAGGGGGUGGUGGGGACAGCAACCCGAACCCUCCACCCCAGUGUUCCUUUGACUUGACCCCCUAUAAGCCGGCAGAGCAUCAUAAAGACAUCUGCCUCACUGUCACCACCAGCACCAUCCAGGUGGAGCACCUGGCCAGCUCUUAGAGAUCCGUACUGCCAUCCAUCGGAACGGGGAGAAGUCCUGGUCCCUCCUUUGUCAACUCUUCUUGGUGGGAAAGUUCUCUUCUUCCUUGACAAGUCCUGUCUCCAGCUCCUUGGGUCUCAGGCAUGGCUUUUCUUCGCAAGAUAACCAUCCUUAUUCUCAGCUGCUCCUGAUUGGCCAAGGAAUCCUGAGCUGAUAGUGUUAUCCAACAGCCCCCAUCCAGGCAGAGCUUUUAAAACUGGGGCUUGGUGCUUGAGAGAAGGAUCCGCUGGGAGCUCACACAUCUUAUCCAGUGUGGGGCGCUUACCUUUCUCUCUCUUCAUCCUCAAAGUUGAGGUUGAUGGAAGACUAGUGGCUGGCCCUCCCAGAUAACAGAGAAGGAAGCUCUAAAUGCCACCAGCCUUCCGUUCUAUGCUUACCUGUAAAAGAACAGAUUUUGCACGUGGCCUGACCCCUGUGAGCCAUUUUCUUCCCCUUCCGUGGUCUCACUUUAUAUUGGGUGAUGACUAUACCUUUUUAUUUGUAAGGGGGCAAUAGCUGAUUCAUGGUUGCCAAGGUGCCAGAGAUUCCCCGGUGACCAAGGGUGGCUUAAGAGUAUGAGUUAUUUUUCCUUAACAGCCUCCUUCCUUCUCUGCCAACCAAGGGCCUAUAUACUCAGUCUCGCUAUCCCAGUCCAAGGAGCUCUGGGAGCUGUGGUAGCUGUGUUCUCUGCAAUACCAUUCGGUCUUUUGCAGAGAAGGGAGAAUUCAGGGCACACACAGGACUGGACUUAGCCUCCCUAGGUGCCACGGUCAGAUGCCGGACAUGGAUUUAUAUAUAAAUAUAUAUAUAUAAAUAUAUAUAUAUAUACCUGCUCAUCACGGCCAUCUUUGUUGUAACCAUUUCUGUGUUUAUAAAUGCAUUAUCUCUGAGAAUUUUCAUAUUGAUGUUUUAUUUUUGUCUUAUUUUUUUUUCUCCACCUUGUCCUCUGGCCAUGGCAUUUUAAUUUUCUUUUGACUUUUAAUUUUUUUAAUCAUGGGAGAUUUCAGAUAAAAUAAUCAGGAAUUAUACAGUUGUUAUAAAGCAAUUUAAAAAUGAAAAUCUUAUGUACAAACUAAGGGGUGUUUUUAGACCAUUGUAUAGAAAUAAAUUCAUGUUUAAGGAUGA